Molecule: messenger RNA, 2346 nt
Organism: Hirsutella rhossiliensis
Lineage: Eukaryota; Fungi; Ascomycota; Sordariomycetes; Hypocreales; Ophiocordycipitaceae
Product: rhoGEF domain-containing protein
Exons: 6
Coding region: 1-2346 (781 amino acids)
Cellular component (GO): cytoplasm
Molecular function (GO): guanyl-nucleotide exchange factor activity; protein binding
Source: RefSeq, a predicted model, not a curated record
AUGGAGCCACAGACGCCUGCACCGAAGCGACCGACGGCGGCGAUAGAACUGAACAUCAACGCCCACCAGGGAGAGCGCUUCCUCAUCCAAGGACACGACUUCUGGGACAGCUAUGAGUAUUCCAGACGAAUCGAAAAGAUCUUCGAUGCCCAGAUUGGAGACCAGUACUUCAGCGGUCGCACAGUGGCCGACGGCGGCGCCAAAUCACUUGCCCAAGAGGACGACGGCAAGGAGCGUCACCGCCUCAUCCAACGACACAACGUCAUCAAAGAGUUGGUCGACACGGAGGCAGUCUUUGUCCGAGAUAUGAACAUUGUCGAGGAAAUUUACAAGGGAACUGCGGAAGCUUGCCCCAAGUUAGACUCGAAAACGGUGAAGCUCAUUUUCCGCAACAGCGAUGAGAUCAUCCAGUUCCACACAUACUUUCUCAGGGGGCUCAAAGAAGCCAGCAACGUGGAGAGCAUGAAGCUUGCGCACGAAGGCUUCCUCCGGAACAGCGACCAGGCUGCGAAACGACUGAUUCAGAUACAGCAGGAUCCUACGGUCCAGGUGUGGUUGAACGAGUGCAACGAGGUGGCCAAGGAUCUGACGGCUGCUUGGGACCUGGAUUCUCUCCUGAUCAAACCCAUGCAGAGAAUCACAAAGUAUCCCAACCUGAUCAUCACCCUUCUCCAGCACACGCCACAGGAUCACCCGGACCGGGAGGCGCUUUUAGCUGCCAAGGAUUCUCUUGAGACUGCCAUUGUCGAGAUCAACAGGACCAAGAAGAACUUUGAGCUCGUCGGUCAGAUCGUGGGAAGGAAGAGGAAGGAGUCUGACGUCAAGGCUGGUUUCGCACGUGCCUUCGGCAAGAGGGUCGACAAGUUGCAGGCGUCCAACAACCGGCCUCCCGAGGACCAGGACUAUGCCAAGCUUCACGAGAAGUUUGGCGACGAUUACCUCCGACUUCAAGUUGUCCUCCGCGAUGUAGAGUUCUACACUCGCCAGGUGUCGGCAUACGUGCACGAGUUCCUCCAGUAUCUGUCAUCGGUCGAGUUGGUCAUGCGGCUUCAGCCAGGCAACUAUCCCGAACUCGAGAGCAAGUGGGUUCAGUUCAACAUCUCGGUUCGAGACCUCGAAAAGGUUGCUCUGGAGGAACACUUGACACAAGUUCGAAAGCAUGUGAUUGAGCCCUUUGAGCUUGUCAUCAAGGCGUACGGGAACCCGUCCUUGGCCAUGAAGAAGCGGCAGAAGCGGCGGCUGGACUAUGAACGAUCCGAGCAGCUGAAGCGCUCUGGCAGAACAGCGGAUCCAAAGCUUAGGGAACUCGUGGAGCAAUACGAAGCCUUAAACGACACGCUGAAAAAGGAACUCCCCACACUCUCUGCCCUGACGGAAAAGGUGGGCAACAUCUGCCUGGGCAACUUUGUCAAUAUCCAGACAGACUGGUAUGCGAUAUGGAAGGAGAAGAUGAAGACGGUGCUCGGGGAUUGCCCGGAGAUACCCGACCUUGAAGAGGUGGUGUCGACCUUUCAGCGAGACUAUCCGUACGCCCGCGACCAACUAGCCAGCAUCGGCAUCCUGAACCCGACGUCUUGGGGCAGGUUGUCGCAGUCGACCACGAGCAUGGACGAUUCCACCAUCAGAUCGCGCGGGCGAGGGCACUCGGUCAACGGCGACGCAGCACCAACGCUGCCCGCACCGGACUUUGGCGGGCGCCGCAGCGGAUCGUUUUCCAUGUCACCGAGUCCCAGCGCAACAGGCCUUGGUGGCGCCAUGUCAAGCCCGCACCACUACUACUACAGAGACUACUAUGCCGGGAUCCACGCUCAUCAGGGGGCCCCCGCGUCGUCGUCUAGGUCUCCCGAGAUGGUCGGGAGCUCACGCUCGUUGGCCGGGACAGGGGCUGCGUCGACGCGGCCGAGCACCGGGCGAAGUCUAGAUUCGGGGGGUGCCCCAAGGCAGAGCUCAGAAUCGGCCACGCAGCACCGCCGAGACUCGAACACAACGUACAACUCGGGCUACCUGCCUCAUGAAAGUCGCAGAUAUUCCAACAUUUUUCACUCGGCGCUCCCCCUACCAGACGGGCCCGAGGACAGCCGGCGAUCCUCGCGAGCAUCGUCGCGGGAGCGAAACCAGACGUCUGACGGGUACAACAUCCUCUGGCUGGCGGCGUCUCUCUUCGAGUUCAACAUAUCCACCACCAAGCACGAGGCGGGCUAUCCAUAUCUAACGUACCAGGCUGGCGAGAUAUUCGACGUCAUUGCCGAGAAAGGCGAGCUCUGGCUGGCCAAGAACCAGGACGAUGCGACGGACCAAGUGGGAUGGAUCUGGUCCAAGCACUUUGCGAAGCUAGCCGACUCGUAA